AUGUCGCCGACAGACACAAGCAUCAUUGUGGAACAGUGCGACAAGCUGGAAGAACUACAGACCUUGUUCAUUUACCGCCGCACCAUGACCGAUUUCAUGUGGGGCCAGGUCCCCGUCACCGAGACACAGGUCGCUCUCCGACAGCUUGUCCACAUUGCCAACGAGGAAAAGAUUCAAUACGUCUUUACCAAGUUCCUCAAUGCACCUACAGAGUCACCGUAA
Messenger RNA from Colletotrichum orchidophilum, 222 nucleotides. RefSeq lists its product as uncharacterized. The record is from RefSeq and is a predicted model, not a curated record. Bases 1 to 222 code for a protein of 73 amino acids. Lineage: Eukaryota; Fungi; Ascomycota; Sordariomycetes; Glomerellales; Glomerellaceae. The transcript is spliced from 2 exons.